AUGGAGGCUAUACAAUCCCUCAACAUUACUGAAGCGUCAAUAAGUCAAUUACAGGAUGCGCUGAGUAAAUCUCAAAUCACCAGCGUAGACCUUGUCGCACGUUUCCUCCAUCGAAUCGGCAAAUUCGAUCACCGCGGGCCAUCAUUCAACUCUAUCUGCAUCACCAAUCCCAAAGUCUUCGAUGAGGCGCAGGCUUCCGACGCCUACCGCGCAUCAGGCCGUCCCCGGAGAUCACUAGAAGGGAUCCCCUUCACCGUGAAAGACAGCUACAAGGUGGAGGGGCUCACAGUUGCAGCUGCGUCCCCAGCCUUCGAAAGCCUCGUCGCGUCUUCAGAUGCAGCGGUCGUCGAACUAUUGCGCGCCGCAGGAGCAGUACUGAUUGGAAAGACCACGAUGCCUCCCAUGGCCGAUGGAGGAAGUCAGCGAGGUCUCUACGGCCGUUCAACCAGCCCUUACAACCCCGAGUACUUGUGCACCAGUUUCGCAUCAGGCUCUUCAUACGGUUCCGCGGUAGCCACGACAUCCUCAUUCGCCCCUAUUGGCCUCGGCGGCGAGACAGUUUCAUCUGGUCGAGCGCCGGCUUCGCACAAUGCCCUAGUGGGAUACUCACCGUCGAGAGGCGUCAUUCCUUCUCGCGGCCACUGGCCGUUAUACCCGACGUGCGAUGUUGUCGCACCUCACACCAAGUCUGUCGCUGAUAUGCUGGCUCUUCUGAACGUCAUUAUUGCCGACGACGCGCACCCCAAAGGUGACUUUUGGCGCGAGCAGAAGGUUGUGCCUAUUCCACGUAGCUCCGAGAUCCGGCCAAGAGACUUUCUAUCCCUCAGAGACCCAGAGGCAUUGCAAGGGAAGCAUAUUGCUAUCCCCAAGUGUUAUAUCGGGAAGCAAGCUUCUUCCGGAUACUCUGCUGUCUGUUCGGAAGCCACUAGGAAGUUAUGGGAGCAAGCUCGAGUUGACCUUGAGACGCUGGGUGCCAGAAUCACCGAAACUGAUUUCCCUCUGGUCGAGAACUACUCAACACAACUCUUUCCCGGGCAAGCUGCCAAUGUGCCAGGCAUCCCGAGUACCUGGAUUGACACUGAGAGGUGUCAGAUGAUUGCCACUGCAUGGGAUGACUUUCUGCGCAACAACAACGAUUCCGGGUGCCCUUCUCUUGAAGGCGUUGACUACCGCCAGAUCAACCCCGACUUUGCGCCGUUGGAUGAUCGGUCGGAGCACACCGAGCAGCAGAACCAUGUCCGGUACGCAGAGAUGAUUGACUUCAUCCGCAAUCGGCCCAACUCCAUCUACGAUCUUCCAGGUUGUGCAGAUGCGUUGAUCGCUCUCGAGAAGGCUCGUAAGAGAGACUUGGAAGACUGGAUGGACGAGAACGGCUUUGAUGUUAUCGUCUUUCCCACGAAUGGCGAUGUCGGGAAAGCUGAUUCCGAGGACAAUCGUGAGUCCAUGGCAUAUUCUCUAAAAGACGGGUUAAAAUACUCCAAUGGCAACCGUGCCUUGAAGCACUUGGGUGUGCCCGCCAUCACUGUGCCGAUGGGAACACUGUCUGACAAGAAGAUCCCUGUUGGAUUGACAUUUGCGGGCAAGGCUUGGAGCGACAGCGACUUGUUGCGUUAUGCGUAUGCGUUUGAGUCAUCGAGAAAGCGCAGAGAGAGUCCCUCGUUGGCACCUCCACUAAACACAGACAUACUCCAAGUCAACUUGAUUCAAGGCCCUAUCAAGACAUAUGGGAAGCUGGAGUUGUCCGUCUCUAGUGUGGUCGUAGAAGAUGCCUCGACGGAGGCCUUGGAAAGACGCCACAUCGCUCUUGGUGGGUUGCUGAAAGUUGACCAUUCGGCUGAAGCAGCGUCGAUGCAAGUUUUCGUUAACGGGGGUCAGAUGAAAUCUCCCAUACUCAGGAAUGGCCAAUGGGAAUGGUCUGGAAUGUUGGAACGGAAGACGAUCAAGGAGAGGUACCCAGUCCAGAGCAAAAUUGCUAGAGAUCAGUUCAUGGUUGUGGUGUUAGCUCAGAUCCCAGGUGGUGACUCAAGUGGUCGCUUGGUCAUGAUCGAUUGA
Molecule: messenger RNA, 2052 nt
Organism: Colletotrichum fioriniae
Lineage: Eukaryota; Fungi; Ascomycota; Sordariomycetes; Glomerellales; Glomerellaceae
Source: RefSeq, a predicted model, not a curated record